GACCUGCAUCCCUGCUAACUUAAUCCCACUCGCUCAACACAUGACCUCCUCGCCAGCUCCUCCUCGUUGACUUCCGUGUGAUGAUCAGAUCCAUCCAUCGAUCCGAUCGAUCCAUCUCCGUGCGCGCAGAUGCGCCGAGACUACGUGCUCGAUCCGGCCCUGAGGCACAGACUACUUUAGUCAAGGCCGGCAGCUAGCUCGGGCCGUGCACAUGGCUGCCGCUGCUGCGCGCUUGCGUGCCGUUGCGCUUUCGGGCGCCCUCCUCGUCCUCGUGGUCGGCGUCUUCUCCGUCUCUGGCGCGGAGGCGCCGACCAGCUCUUCGUCGCCGUCGUCGUCUCCUCUGGUGCAGCAGGCGGCUUUUACCAGCAGGAGGCCGAGCGUGGAGCGGGAGCUCGACGCCGCGCGAGCCGCGAUACGGCGCGCGGCGCGGCGCCAUGGCAACAACACCAGCUCCACGCCGGGCACAUGGUUUCGUGGCGACGACGUCGAUUAUGCUCUCCUUGCGAGGGUGUACCGCAACCCGGCAGCCUUCCACCGGAGCUACGUGGAGAUGGAGAGGCGGUUCAAGGUGUACGUGUACGAGGAAGGGGAGCCGCCGAUCCUGCAUGCGGGGCCCUGCAAGAACAUCUACACAAUCGAGGGCCGCUUCAUCGAGCAGCUCGAGUUCCUGGCGCCGCCGGCGGCCGGCGUCCGGACGUGGGACGCCGACCGCGCGCACGCCUUCUUCCUCCCCUUCAGCGUCGUCCAGAUGGUGCACUUUGCGUACCGCCACCUCUCCUACGACCGCGCCCCGCUCCUCUCUCUCGUCGGCGACUACGUCCGCGUCGUCGCCUCCCGCCACCCCUUCUGGAACCGCUCCGCCGGCGCCGACCACUUCAUGCUCUCCUGCCACGACUGGGGUCCUGACGCGUCCAAGGGGGACCCGGAGCUGUACGCGAAUGGCAUCCGAGCGCUCUGCAACGCCAACACGUCGGAGGGGUUCCGGCCAGGGAAGGACGUGAGCAUCCCGGAGAUCAACCUCUACGAUGGCGACACGCCGCGGCAGCUCCUGGGCCCCUCGCCGGGGCUGUCGGCGCGGCCCUACCUGGCCUUCUUCGCCGGCGGGCGGCACGGCCACGUCCGCGACCUGCUGCUCCGCCACUGGAAGGGCCGCGACCCGGCCACCUUCCCCGUGUACGAGUACGACCUCCCUUCCACCACCGGCGGCAACAACAGCAGCAGUCGCAACCGGCGAGGCCGUGACCGGCAGAGUGACUACUUCGCCUACAUGCACCGGUCGCGCUUCUGCCUGUGCCCGAGCGGGCACGAGGUGGCGAGCCCGCGCGUGGUGGAGGCUAUCCACGCCGGCUGCGUGCCCGUGUUAGUGUCGGACGGGUACGCGCUGCCCUUCGCCGACGUGCUGCGGUGGGAGUCGUUCUCGGUGUCCGUGCCCGUCGCCGACAUCCCCAGGCUGAAGGAGGUGCUGGAGGGGAUACCGACGGCGGAGGUGGAGCGGCUCCGGGACGGGGUGCGGCUGGUGAAGCGGCACUUCACGCUGCGGCAGCCGCCGGAGAGGCUCGACAUGUUCCACAUGAUCCUGCACUCCGUCUGGCUCAGGAGGCUCAACUUCAGACUCGACCACUAGCCGGCUCAGACUUCUGAUCACUGAUAUACUAGAUAGAAAUUUAGAGCAGAGAACACCGUGCAACACCCGGGAGAAUGGGUUCCUAACAUACUCCCCAUUUUAUUCUCGUAAGGAAUAAGGUUGUAUCAUAAUUUCAUAUUAAAUCUUGGACUGCACUACAAAUC
Messenger RNA from Aegilops tauschii subsp. strangulata, 1788 nucleotides. RefSeq names its product probable glycosyltransferase At5g25310. The record is from RefSeq and is a predicted model, not a curated record. Gene Ontology annotation, molecular function: glycosyltransferase activity. Lineage: Eukaryota; Viridiplantae; Streptophyta; Magnoliopsida; Poales; Poaceae.